AUGAAAGCGUUCGUUAUACUAACAACUCUAUGCGGCUUGGUGCUUCUUUUCGGAAACGCGAGGUCACGAAAAUUAAGUUUAGAACAGUUUGAGGCCUGUAUCAAAGAAUGCUCCAACCAAUAUGAGGAGUGCAUAGAGAUCACUAAAGACCUAUGGCACAAUUUCUAUAAGAACAGAAAAAAUAUCUCCAAAAUUGUCAACAGUUGUUGUAUGAAAAAUGAGAAGAAGGAGAACGCGCUUGCAACCGAUAGUUUCGCCACUUGCACUAGGGUUAAAUGUGGCUCCCAGCUCUAUGGGUGCAAAAUCGUGAGAAAACACGAAGGAGCAUUUUCAAAAGAUGAAAAGGACAAUAUGGGCCACAAGUGA
Messenger RNA from Rodentolepis nana, 366 nucleotides. The record is from the annotation of a GenBank genome assembly. Lineage: Eukaryota; Metazoa; Platyhelminthes; Cestoda; Cyclophyllidea; Hymenolepididae.